Molecule: messenger RNA, 696 nt
Organism: Aspergillus sclerotioniger CBS 115572
Lineage: Eukaryota; Fungi; Ascomycota; Eurotiomycetes; Eurotiales; Aspergillaceae
Exons: 1
Coding region: 1-696 (231 amino acids)
Source: RefSeq, a predicted model, not a curated record
AUGGGACUCACUAUCAAGAACACAGCAGGAACGAAGGCCGGUGAACAGAAAAGGCAAGCAGACGCGGAACUAAACAGCAUGCUCACCUAUCUCCGAGACAAAGCCAAGGAGCAAAACCAAAAGAGACAUUUCAGGAAUACAGACACAGCCAUUUUUAAUCAACAAUAUGAGGGCUCUUCCGAACUCGUGAGCAGCGACGGACAGAGCCAAUUACCUCGCUACUAUCAUAUCCGUGAGCGGGCGGAGCUCGUCCGUCUUCUGUGCUACUCCGCGCUCGCGGAAACAACAGAGAAUGCCCACCAUCGCCAGCUCGAGUAUGUACGCCUUCUAGUCCGCUGGCAGCAUCGAAAGGAAAGCCCACGUCGAGGCAGGCAGGCGGCCAUCACCAUACAACACAUGCCAACUCCGACACCACCAAAAGUCAGAGUUAUUCCCGAAAAAUAUGAUCCCUUACAAUGUCCAUUCUGCCUCUCUAACACGCGCCUACCCCCACUUGACCGUGUAAGGAGAAAAUGCAAGAUGAAUAAACUGUGGGAUCACGUGGAGAAGAUUCAUUGCCAGGAACUAGCUGCAUUUGACACUGGUAAUCGCCGUUGUGGGAUAUGCAGCAUAAGAGAUAUUGACUUUUUGCCUUCAAGCAGAAACGAGUUCAAGAACCAUACCCAGACAGUUCAUGGAAUCAGACUACGUCCGUGA